CCCCUCUUUCUCUUCACAUUCACACUUCAAUAUUUCUCAUUGCUUCACUUUUCUCCUUUCUCACUCACCAAAAACACAAACCCUUCCUCUUCUUCUUUGUUUCUCUCUUCAUAUUUUUAGUGAAAAUUCAAUGUAUCAUAUGGAGAAGGAAAAGUUGUCUAGGAAACAUCAUAAAAACCCUUCAUUUUCAUCCACACUUCUUGAUGAAAUCUAUCGUUCGAUUGAUGGAUAUGAUCAAAUAAAGGAAGAUUUUAAGUUACCAAAAGAAACAAGAAAACAAAACAGCAACAACAAUAUUGGAGCAAAAGCAAAAGACAACAACAACAAAAACAGGAACAUAGAAGAUGAAGAAAUUGCAAGUUUUAGAAGGGCUUGUUUGAUUGAAAAAUGGAUGGAGAAAAAAGUGAAAGACAAAGCUUUGAUGACAAAAAAAGGACCAUCUUCACUUCCAGAAUUAAUGGACAUAAACGAUCCAUGCUUUUUCAGUUCAAGUUCAUCUGAAUCAAAUUCUGGUACUCUCUCUGCCUCUUCAUCUGAAGCUGAUUGUUUUUACACUGAAAAAUCAUCAAGAACUGCCACUACUUGUUUUGCUGCACCAAGGAUUAAAUCAUCAGUUAGAAGAGCUAGUGUUUCACCACGUAUGGCACGUAAAAAUCAAAUGUACAAUGAACAGCAGAGUAAUGAGUUUUAUUUAUUUGAUGAUUAUAAUCACAAUCAGCAAGCAGUGAAAAGUGAAGAGCUUUUGAUAAAGUCAAAAUCAAGAGCUUUGAAUAUCUACAACAAUUUGAAGAAAGUGAAACAGCCCAUUUCCCCUGGUGGUCGUCUUACCAAUUUUCUCAGUUCAAUUUUCACUAAUGGGAAUGGAAAAAAAUCCAAGAAUUUGAAGGACCCUAGUGAAAAUCUAGAGAGGAAUUCAAAAUCAACUUGUUCUUCAGCUUCAUCAUUUUCAAGAUCUUGUUUGAGUAAAACCCCACCAAAAUUCAGUGAUAAGUUCCAACAAAAUGUUGUCAAAAGGACAGUCAGAUUUAAUCCUGUUAGUGUUAUUGUUGACGAAGAUUGUCGUCCUUGUGGUCAUAAAUCAAUUUAUGACCAAGAUUCCGACAAUCUUCGUAGGCACAAAUCCCAAGGGAAUGCAGCAAUAAUUGAGAACAACAACAGGAAAUUUGAACUGACAAAAGUUGAUUAUUUGAAGAAGAAGAAGAAGAAGAAUGAUUACAUUGUUGAUUAUCCAGAGGAAGAAGAAGAAGAAGAAGAAGAAGAAGAAGAUGAUGAUGGAGCAAGUUGUUCAAGUUCAGAUUUGUUUGAAAUUGAUCAUUUAGCAUUUUUUGGUAACAUUAGAUUUUGUGAAGAACUUCCAGUGUAUGAGACCACACAUCUAGAUACCAAUAGAGGGAUUGCUAGUGGUUUCAUUCGUUAAUUUAAUUAGCCUUAGAAUUAUGAUAAAUUUUAGACAAUGUCAUUUUUGUUAUUAGGAGUAAUCAAGAAAGUUCCCCUUUACUUGAUAUAGAUCAAUUUUUGUUCCAAUAAAUGAACUUUAUUACGUA
Molecule: messenger RNA, 1544 nt
Organism: Lycium barbarum (goji berry)
Lineage: Eukaryota; Viridiplantae; Streptophyta; Magnoliopsida; Solanales; Solanaceae
Product: protein BIG GRAIN 1-like B
Exons: 1
Coding region: 131-1417 (428 amino acids)
Biological process (GO): auxin-activated signaling pathway
Source: RefSeq, a predicted model, not a curated record